ACUAUCAUAUUUUGUUUCAUAUUUAAACAUACUGAGUGAGAAGUGUUUGAAUUAUUACAAUCUUAGUGCAAAAUACUUUAAAGUCAGUGUAACACAUCUCCGAGAGGUCUAUAAAUAUUAAGGGCUUCGCCAUAUUGAUUCUCGUAUGUAGGAGUGUUUAUUAAAGAAAGAAACUUUCAGUAAUUGCUCGGAGCCCAUCAGAAGUAACCAUGGCUGCCGGACCAUACAACUACUCGUAUAUUUUCAAGUAUAUAAUAAUUGGUGAUAUGGGCGUUGGCAAGUCAUGUCUAUUGCAUCAGUUUACGGAGAAGAAAUUUAUGGCCGACUGUCCACACACGAUAGGAGUCGAGUUUGGCACGCGGAUAAUUGAAGUGUCGGGACAGAAAAUAAAAUUGCAGAUAUGGGACACAGCCGGGCAGGAGCGAUUUCGCGCUGUCACGCGAAGUUACUACCGCGGUGCAGCCGGAGCUCUGAUGGUAUACGACAUUACCAGACGAAGUACCUACAACCACCUGUCCAGUUGGCUAACUGACGCUAGAAAUCUAACAAACCCCAACACGGUGAUAUUCCUAAUCGGCAACAAGUCGGACCUGGAUGCACAGCGAGAUGUUACUUACGAAGAAGCCAAACAGUUUGCUGAUGAAAAUGGUUUGUUGUUUAUCGAAGCUAGCGCAAAGACAGGAGAAAACGUGGAAGAGGCCUUUUUGGAAACUGCGAGGAAAAUAUACCAGAACAUUCAAGAUGGCAGUUUGGAUCUGAAUGCUGCAGAGUCGGGGGUACAACAUAAGCCAUCCACAGCAAGGGGCAAUGCCUUGAACAGCGACCAGGCACCAAGUAAAGAAGGUUGCUCAUGCUAGCCGCUGCUAAAACCAAGCGGACCUAUCGUCUUCAGCCGAUCGAAAAACUGGAAGAUCUCUCCAUUCUGUGAGCUUUAUUCCAAUAACGCCCAGUGCAAAAUAUUGUCAUCCAUGUACUACAGGUUUGCGGUGGGAGGAAAAAUAACUCAUGGUGUCCACCUGACUUAUUUGGAAAGUCAGGAAAUAUAUCUGGAUUUAUACUCCAGAUUGCAUAGGUCUAAACAAAAAUGGUUGUAUGCGCACUGUUAUUUUGGGCGUUUGCGCCUUCAAGCAUACACAAUGGUGUAUGUCGGUCCAAGGUGUUACGUGAAUAACAGUUGACGUAGAGGUUUUGUUGUGCAGGGGUUUAAGUUUGUUAUCUUGGACAUAGUUUUAAUAUCAAAUUUGAUUAUUAUUUCAUGCUGUUCUGUUAGUUUAUGGCAAGAUGAGAAGAUGUAAAUUUCACAUAUUAGAACUACCUUGCUCAGUUGACAAUCACCCCUUAUUCCAGCACUUAAUAAAAUGGCACUCCAUAAAAUAUUAUGUGUAUAUGAAUGCAGUCGGCAACCGUAUUUGUAUCACUCUGAUUUUUUAGGUUCAGACUUUGCAUGACUAUUUCUGUUACUGGACCUAACUUUAUAGCGUUUCACGAGUUGCUGAUAAAAAAUAAUUUCCAUGGAAUUCCUAAUUAUGUGGCCUACAUGAGUAUUUAUGAAGUAAAUAUCUUUUCAUAGUUGUGGGCUUUAUCAGGUGCACAGUAGAUACGUGAGUGAAAUAAAUGCAUUCUGACACUUACAUGAUGGCAAAACAACCUUGAUUUUCUGCAGAGUGAAGAAUGCCUGGUGAUUAUUUUCAUACAAAUGCAUGUAUAAACCGAAUGUUAACUACACCAGAGUAAGAUACUAAGAGCCUGUUCUAAUAUGCAUUGAGAUUAGACCGCCUUAUGUUUUCCUCGAGCCGUAGAACAAUUGCUUCCGUUGGCAAGCGUAGGCCAGACACAGCUAUUGUGCUUACACAGCCGUGUGCGCUUCACACCCAUGGCUAGCUGCUUUCACAUGCAGAUUUUGUUGGUGAUAAAACUGGGCACAGUGUUCUAUGGAACUGCCCAUUUGUUGUACAUCAUUGUAGUUUUGUGGAGAGGGUGCAAUCGCUGGCACUUUUGGUGUCACUGUCAAGUGUAAAACGAUGCUGUUGUAGUCAGUAUAAAGAGUAAUCGCUAAGGUGUAGCCGUCGUAUUUCUACUCGAUAAUGUAUUGAUGUAUAUUUUGUUUUCAUGAAUUUAUUCGUUCAUCAGCAAACAAAUUAUUUAAUGAGAAUCGACGCUGGGUUGUAGAGCGUGUGUCACCGAGGCCUGCUGCUCGUAGGGGGAGGGGGGCACGCUGCGCAUAUGUUGUCUGUUGUUUUCGUGGUGCCUACCGUCUAUCUGCAUUCACAGCUCAGCUCAUUUUAUGCCUCUUCUACUGUUUUGGGCAGAGUUUCCACACACCUCCCAUGUGCGAGCAGCGUUUUGUUGACAUAAGCCCAUUUUGCUACCCGUCCUUCACUGUCUGUAAGUACCAUUAGGCGAGUGAUUAUUUUAUGCUAAAUGUUAUUCUAAUAAUGACGCGAAUCGUACGGGCAAUGUAGAACACCAUCCAUGUUUAUAGCAGUGGAUAACGUCGUGGGAAGAUGUCUUCCUGACAAGUGACAGUUGGCGUUUUCCUGCGCCACAGUUUUACGUGGUGAGCUCUCUGUACGUUGCAGCGUGAACGUCUGCCGAAGCUACUGCUGCGCUUUGUAAAUUUGCUGCUGUUGACUUGUGGUGGAUUGUAACGUGUAAUAAUAAUUGUAGAAGAAGCGUUUCGCAUAGCGAAAUGGGGGGACAUUCCUGUCGCAAUGUGCCGGUGGUUGGGUUUUGCCGAAGAGAGAGAGAAGUGAAGUUGGACGUAUCGUGAAGAUCGGGUGCUGUGCUGUUAAUUGUCUGUUAUCGUCGUGUAAUGGUAUUCUCAGCUAAAAUUACAACUGGUCAGUGUUUACUCAGAGGAAUCACGUGUUGAGUGACAUGAAGCUGUCAAGCCGUUCGUGGCGUGUUUAGAGGUAGCUAGCUACUAUCUUCACCACUAUUGUUCAUCUGUAAAAAUGCAGUUGUACGGACGGAGUUUGUCGCUGUGCAAGCGACACCGUUUGCAGUAGUGUCCACUGUCAGAUUGACUAAUAAUACCUAUUCAUCAUUUAUACGGGCAGAGAGGCACAAUAAGCGUAGCCGCUCCGGUGUUGACUGACAGUUCAUAAUUACUAACUACUUACCUCCCAAUGGUCCCGUGACUUGUGCUGUAAAAUGAAUUUAGUGUGAGCAUACUAAACAACAAGCACAUUCAUCCAGUAAAACUGAUUCCGUUUUUUUAUCUCAUCAAUGCGUCGAUCUGAAAUUUCGCUAAUUUUAGAUGGGAAGUGAUGUUACAUCAGAUCUAUGCUUAUUGGGAAGAUGCUUGCAUUGGUUAUUAUAUGUCCGCUGGCGACUUUGUAUCAACAGCUUCUCGAACGACCAGCCUGUUCAAACGGUGUUAUAAUAUUUAUUAUCAACAUUCGCAAAUCAGCACAUAAUUUUAUUAUGGACUUAGACAAAAUCUUUCUGUGUAGAAUUUUAAAUAUUUCACCAUGAUCUUGUAAACAUCACCCAGCAGUCUAUAUUAUGGAACUAUAAUAUAAUAUAAUAUAAUAAAUAAAUAAAUAAAAUUAAUGUGAUUUAUUUUAA
This is a messenger RNA of Priapulus caudatus, 3570 nucleotides long. RefSeq names its product ras-related protein Rab-14. Gene Ontology annotation, biological process: phagosome maturation; defense response to bacterium; endocytic recycling. Bases 210 to 857 code for a protein of 215 amino acids. The record is from RefSeq and is a predicted model, not a curated record. Gene Ontology annotation, cellular component: phagocytic vesicle; recycling endosome; trans-Golgi network. Lineage: Eukaryota; Metazoa; Priapulida; Priapulimorpha; Priapulimorphida; Priapulidae. The transcript is spliced from 7 exons. Gene Ontology annotation, molecular function: GTP binding; GTPase activity.